Spodoptera littoralis (African cotton leafworm) is the source of this 1119-nucleotide messenger RNA. Lineage: Eukaryota; Metazoa; Arthropoda; Insecta; Lepidoptera; Noctuidae. The record is from the annotation of a GenBank genome assembly.
AUGGGCGGUGACAAUGAGCGUGGUCGUUAUAGAACGCGUAGUCGUGAAAGGCUUCGGAGUUAUGACCGGGGUCGUGAAUAUCGAGGUCAAAGUAAGGAAGGAAAUGGUCGUGAUCGUAGCAAAGACCAAAGCGGACGCAACAGCAGUAGGGAGCGAGUGGGCCACAACCGUAACUGGGGAAAAAGCAAAGACGGGGGAAGCAGUAGAGAUGAGCGCACGCGCUCUAGAAACCACGAUGAGAGCAGACCACCCUUUCGGGAAAGAGAACAUGACAGAGGACGCAGUUCCUACAAGGAUUACACUGGAGGCGGUCUAGGCGGUGGUUUAGGAGGAGGUGGUUCUUCAGUCAGAGGUCGAUAUAAACCACAAGAGGAAGAAUUCUUUGAUGCUAGAAGAGAAGAAAGGGAAAGGAUAGGUCAAAUUGGAGUGUCUUCUGUGUGGGGCAAGUCACCGUUAAGAGCAGAGUCUGAGGAAGAGCAGACACAACCCGAAGUCUCAGGGGGAAGUAAAGCAAAGAAAAAGAAUAAAAAGUCUAAGAACAAAGACACUAAAGAGAAACUUAAAAAAUUGAAAAAGAAACUAAAAAAAGUAAAGAAAGCAAGGAAAAAAGCUAAGAAAAAGAAAGUUGAAAGUAGUAGCAGUGACUCAAGUGCUAGUAGUGAAGAGGAAGUGUGGGUUGAAAAAGGAAAGGAACAUGAAAUACAAUCUGAAUCUAAAUCAUAUAAAAAGUGUGACGAAGAGCUGGCAACUGAGGCUUUUGGUCCCACUCCUCGUGUGGGACCUGCCUUAGGUCACAAAGACUUUGGACGAGCAUUACUACCUGGCGAGGGGGCGGCCAUGGCUGCUUACGUCGCGGAAGGCAAGAGAAUACCACGCAGAGGAGAAAUUGGACUUACUUCAGAUGAAAUUGCGUCAUACGAGUCUGUUGGAUAUGUUAUGAGUGGCAGCAGACACCGGCGCAUGGAAGCAGUGCGCAUCCGCAAGGAGAACCAGAUCUACUCCGCCGACGAGAAGCGAGCUCUGGCCGCCUUCAGUAAGGAGGAGCGAGCCAAGCGGGAGAACGCCAUCCUGGCGCAGUUCCGGGACGUCCUGCAGGCGCGCGGCCGCCGCGACGUCUAG